Molecule: messenger RNA, 435 nt
Organism: Acanthamoeba castellanii str. Neff
Lineage: Eukaryota; Discosea; Longamoebia; Acanthamoebidae
Exons: 5
Coding region: 1-435 (144 amino acids)
Biological process (GO): protein import into nucleus
Cellular component (GO): nucleus
Source: RefSeq, a predicted model, not a curated record
AUGGAGAAUGGAGCCGGAGUGGCGCCCAAUUCCGCCAUGCACGUCGUCGAUCCUGACUAUCAGGGGCUCAGGCAGGAGGAAUUGGAAGAGGCCGAGUAUGCCGAGACCAUCAUCGCCCUCGAGCAGGCCUUCCUGGAGGAUAUUCGACGAGAAGAGCAAUCACUGGUGGAUCAGUACUUUGAGGAAGUAAGGCGAUUCGAGGAGGAGCAAAUCCAAGAUGCCAUCGACCGAUAUGUGCCAGAGGAGGAGGGCGAGGAGGCGCAAGACGAGGUCAACCUCUCCUACGUCCGCCACCGCUUGGGCGAAACGAUCACGCAGCACUCCCAACGCUGCGGUGCCGGCCCCGGGUUUGCUCUGCGCCAGGAGCCCCUCUCCGGCACGGUGAUGCUUUGCAUGGCCUGCGAGGCCUGCAACACCCUCGACGUCGUGCUCUAG